Molecule: messenger RNA, 3869 nt
Organism: Erpetoichthys calabaricus (reedfish)
Lineage: Eukaryota; Metazoa; Chordata; Cladistia; Polypteriformes; Polypteridae
Gene: xpo6
Product: exportin 6
Exons: 24
Coding region: 464-3865 (1133 amino acids)
Biological process (GO): protein export from nucleus
Molecular function (GO): small GTPase binding; nuclear export signal receptor activity
Source: RefSeq, a predicted model, not a curated record
CACUUCCGGCGGGCGGGGCGGCGUAGAGCGGAAGUGCUGAGGCCUUGGCUUUAGAAGGCCUGUGGUUGCUGCUGCUGCUGCCGCUUUAGCGUACGGGAGAGAAGAACUCAAAAGUUCCGCGUUUAUUGCUUUGUUUGAGUACUUUUAUUUGAAGACGAGCGGCUGUAGUCGGCUGGCGUUUUAUCCACGAAGGUUUUGGUUUUCUUUACGAGAGGACGAUUUGAGUUUUUACCCCCCAGUCUUUAUUGGAGACACGCCGCUGGUACGCCUGCCCGGAUAACUGUUCGAGCCGUGCAGCGGCCACAUCCCCGUUACGGAGGCUGGCUGGCACGCAGGUGCCUCCUUUAGGAGUGUUUUUCACAUUUUUCAGUCCAAGCUGAGAAGCGGAGCAUGAGCCUUCCUGGCAGGCGUCAACCUGCCAAGUUCAAGAGCGGCUACUGAAGAAGGGCGAGCACCGCGGGGCAUGGCUUCCGAGGAGGCCUCGUUGCGAGCUUUGGAGAGCUUGAUGACGGAGUUCUUCCACAGCUGCACCACAAAUCAGCGCAAGAGAGAGAUCGAGGAGCUCCUGAACAACUUCGCCCAGCAGAUCGGAGCCUGGAGGUUCUGCCUGUACUUCCUGUCCAACACGCACAACGAGUACGUCAUGAUGUACAGCUUGACGGUGUUUGAGAAUCUGAUCAAUAAGAUGUGGAUGGGUGUGGCGUCCGAGGACAAAGUGGAGAUCCGCACCUGCCUCCCCAAACUGCUGCUCUCCGAGCACAAAGUGCUGCCGUACUUCAUACGCAACAAGCUGUGCAAGGUGAUCGUGGACAUCGGCAGGCAGGACUGGCCCAUGUUCUACCACGACUUCUUCAGCAGCACCCUGCAGCUGAUCCAAUCUCCUUCUACAUGUGCACUUGGUCUAAUACUGCUGAAGACCACUUCAGAAGAACUGGCGUGCCCCCGGGAAGACCUCUCCGUGGCCCGUAAAGAUGAAUUACGCAAGUUGCUGCUGCAGCAGGUGCCCACUGUGCUUGGCCUGCUUUCAGGAAUUUUGGAGACGAUCUGGGAGAAGCACAGUGUGACCGCUGCGACGCCACCUCCUUCUCCGACGUCGGCCAAUGGGGACAAUUUGAACAAUUUGCUCCAAGGCCCUUACUACUCUAAGCUGCUGUCUCAGCCUGUCCCACUCCUGGAUGGCGAAAGUGAGCACCUCUGCUCCUUGGCGUUGGAGUGCUUGGCCCAUCUCUUCAGCUGGAUCCCCUUGUCCACCAGCAUCACGCCAUCCCUGCUGGCCACCAUCUUUCACUUUGCUCGCCUGGGCUGCGACGUCCGUGGCGGAAGAGGCAAGAGCAAGUCGGGGGGCGGCCUGUCUCUGAACGGCGGCACGUGUCUCGCGGAUGGAGAUGGCGCUCUCGAGCAGUCACGCCUGGGCAUCCUGGCCAUGACCUGCAUCAACGAACUCAUGUCAAAGAACUGUGUGCCCUUGGACUUUGAGGAGUACCUCCUGCGAAUGUUCCAGCAGACCUUCUUCUUGCUGCAGAAGCUGACCCGAGACAACAACGCUCACACGGUCAAGAGCAGACUGGAGGACGUCGAUGACAGCUACAUGGAGAAGUUCACGGAUUUCCUGCGGCUCUUUGUCAGCGUCCACUUGAGGAGGAUCGAGUCGAAUGCCCAGUUUCCUGUGGUGCAGUUUUUAGAGCUGCUCUUCAAGUACACCUUCCAUCAGCCCACACAUGAAGGGUACUUCUCCUGCCUGGACAUCUGGACCAUCUUCUUGGACUACCUGACGACCAAAAUCAAGAGCCGCCUGGCCGACCGAGACACGGUUUUAAACAGGUACAGAGACGCCUUGGUGCUCUUGCUCAGGGAGGUCCUCAACCGAAUCCAGUUCCGCUACAACCAAGCCCAGCUGGAGGAGCUGGACGACGAGACCCUUGACGAUGACCAACAGACAGAAUGGCAGCGUUACCUGCGGCAGAGCUUGGAAGUGGUGGCCAAAGUCAUGGAGCUUCUCCCGUCGCACGCCUUCUCAACGCUGUUUCCCGUGUUGCAGGAGAAUCUCGAGGUGUACCUCGGCCUGCAGCAGUUCAUCGUCACGUCAGGCGCGGCCCGGAGACUGAACAUCACAGCAGAAAACGACUGCCGGCGCCUGCACUGCUCCCUGCGGGACUUGAGUUCGCUGCUGCAGGCCGUUGGCAGGCUGGCAGAGUAUUUCAUCGGAGACGUCUUCGGAGUUCGCUUUAACGACGCCUUCACCGUGGUGGACAGACUCGUGGAGGUGACGUGCUACGCCUCGCAGGUCAGUCUGUAUGACUUGGAAACGGCUGUGCCCUCCGUGCUGAAGCCUGACCUGAUUGACGUCCACGCCCAGUCCUUGGCCGCCCUGCAGGCCUACUCCCAUUGGCUGGCGCAGUUCUACAGCGAAGUGCAGCGACAGAGCCAGGCGCGUUUUUUGUCUCUGGUCACCACCGCCAUGGACUCCAUCGCGCCCAUCAUCAGCUCCAAGGUGCCAGAGAAGUUGCUGCUGUCGGCGUGCCAUCUGCUUGUGUCGAUCGCCACGACGGUGCGGCCCGUGUUUCUGGUGACACUGCCAGCUGUGCAGAACAUCUUCAACCUGAUCACCGACACUUCGGUGCGGAGGCUUCCUCCAGAGGCCCGGGUGUUGGUGUGCAGGGCACUGAAUAACACGCUGCUCUUACCGUGGCCCAACCUGCCGGAGGGCGAGCAGCAGUGGACCACCCGCUCCAGCAAUCACGCCAGCCUUCUGUCCGCCCUGACACGGGACUACCGACUGCUCCGUGGCAAUGCCAGCCUGCAGCACCGCAGGAUGGGCCCUGAAGACAUGAAGACCCUGGUGCAGCAGACCCUGCAAGUCCUCAAAGACAUCGUGGAGAGCAUCUCUGGGGAGUCGACCAAAUCGCGGCAGAUCUGCUACCAGUCGCUGCAGGAGUCCGUGCAGGUCUCCCUCGUGCUCUUCCCGGUCUUCAUACAUCAGCCAGACGUCACGGACGAGAUGCUCACCUUCUUCCUCACUCUGCUGCAAGGCCUGAGGGUGCAGAUGGGGGUUCCCUUCACUGAACAAAUAAUUCAGACCUUCCUCAACAUGUUUACCAGGGAGCAGCUUGCCGAGAGCAUCCACCACGAGGGCAGCGCCGGAUGUCGGGUGGUCGAAAAAUUCCUGAAGAUCCUGCAGGUUGUGGUACAGGAGCCCGGCCAGGCCUUCAAGCCCUUCCUUCCCAGCAUCAUCUCGCUGUGCAUGGAGCAGGUGUACCCGAUUGUGGCCGAGAGGCCAUCGCCGGAUGUGAAGGCCGAGCUCUUCGAGUUGCUCCAUCAGGUGUUGCACCAUAACUGGAGGUACUUCUUCAAGUCGUCGGUGCUGGCCAGCGUGCAGAGGGCCGCUUCGGAGGAGCCCAUGGAGAAUGAAGCGCAGUUUAUUGCCAUAAUGCAGGCUUUUGGGCAGUCGUUCCUCCAGCCAGACAUCCACAUAUUCCGACAGAACUUGUCUUACUUGGAGUCCCUGAACGGCAAACAGAAGCUGUACCACAAGAAGCUCUUCCGCACCUCCAUGCUCUUCCACUUCAUCAACGUGCUGCUGCAGGUUUUGGUGCACAGGAGCCACGACUUGCUGCAGGACGAGAUCGCGCUCGCCGUCUACAACAUGGCGUCUGUCGACUUUGACGGCUUCUAUUCUGCCUUCCUGCCCGAGUUCCUCAGCAGCUGCCAUGGCGUGGACUCCAAUCAGCGCACGGUGUUGGGGCGCAACUUCAAGAUGGACCAGGACCUGCCUUCCUUCACCCAGAGUGUGCACAGGCUGGUGAACGACCUGCGGUACUACAGACUUUGCAACAGCAGUUUGCCACCUGGGACGGUGAAACUCUAGCGAC